Messenger RNA from Amphimedon queenslandica, 452 nucleotides. Its product is annotated as NSFL1 cofactor p47-like. Lineage: Eukaryota; Metazoa; Porifera; Demospongiae; Haplosclerida; Niphatidae. The transcript has 5 exons. Gene Ontology annotation, molecular function: protein binding. The record is from RefSeq and is a predicted model, not a curated record. The coding region runs from base 18 to 452 and encodes 144 amino acids.
CCACACCUACUUUAAUAAUGGAUAAUCAAAUUGAUGAAUUUUGUUUAGUGACAGGAGCAACGAGAGAAAGAGCCCAGUUCUUCCUUCAAGCGUCUAAUGGUAAUCUUCAAGCAGCACUGGACGGGUUUUAUAAUGAAGACUCAGUUCAAGAUGAAGAAUCAGAAACCACACCUUCAAUUUCUCCUCCUCCUCCUGCUGCUAAGCCAGGACCAGACAAACAUAAAGUGGCCAGUUUGUCAGAUUACACUUCAAGUGAAGGUACCAAAGAUGAUGAAGGACAGUCUUUUUUUGCUGGAGGAUCAGAACACAGUGGUCAAUUGAUAUCUGGUCUUCCGCCUCAAAGCAGUCCUGUGCGUCACUUUGGUGGUGUUUUACACACAAAUAAAGCAAAAUUGCUGUGUUUUGCUUCUAAACACCUACCUAUCUCAAGAACUGGACGUUCUAGUGCCUAA